GUGUGCGCCUGCGCGGAGCCGGCUGUUGGAUCCCACCCGGGCUGCGGCUAGAGUGCGCGCUCACGUGGAUGAAGAAGGCUUGGAGAAGGUGCCUUUGGAACUGGGAAGCUGGAAGCAACAUUAGGAAGUUUAUUGAAAGGCUCACAGAAAACCAGUGGAAAUUACAGAAGAGCUUGCUUGGCUUAGGAUUCACAAAGUAAUACACCCUGUAAACCUUCAAACUGCCCAGAAAGAGGAAAUACUGGAUCCAUCAUCAGCACCAUUCUGCCCCCUAAAUUACACAAAGGCCUUUUCUAAGAUAACCAAGCAAAAGUAAGAUGAGACUCCUUUAUGGACUGCAGUCUGCCAGGAGAAGUCAGUUUCUCUCUGGAGUGAACUCCCUGGCCAACAGGAGACAGUGGACCCCACCAGCAAGCUGUCCACUGGCACCAAGGCCCCGAGCAGUAAAUGCAUAUUGGGGACUUACCACAGUCAGUCACUGUCAUUCAGUGACCUUACUGCCUGGAAACUUUCAUUUCUGUAGGACUCUCAAUAACAAAAAAUCAAGAUGCCGCUCAAGUGCCCAAAGCAAGAAAAUGGGGGUGCUUACCUACAGAAGUACUGUGCAGAGUGAUUCUUUUCCAAGACAAGGAGCGAGGAAAGUGGCUGGUGUUCCUGCACUUGCAGCCUCAUGUUCUUGUCCUGCUGUGAAAGAGACCCAGAGUUUCCACACAUCUGCACGAGUUCAGGCCGCCCCAGUCCCUCUCUUGCUGCUCAUUCUAAAACCAGUGCAAAAGCUCCUCGCUAUCAUCGUGGGCAGGGGCAUAAGGAAAUGGUGGCAAGCCCUUCCGCCUAACAAGAAGGAGCUAUUUAAAGACAGCGUGCGGAAGAACAAGUGGAGGCUGCUCCUUGGUCUGAGUGCAUUUGGAUUGCUGUUUGUCUUGUUUUAUUUCACACACCUGGAAGUGAGCCCUGUCACUGGAAGGAGCAAACUACUGUUGGUGGGCAAAGAACACUUCAGACUUCUGUCAGACCUGGAAUAUGAAGUAUGGAUGGAAAAAUUUAAAAAUGAUCUGCUGCCGAAGAGAGACCCCCGAUACCUGACUGUUAAAGAAGUGGUUUGUCACCUGACACAGUGCAACCAAGACGUCCCAGGGAUCUCUGAGAUCAACUGGGUGAUCCACGUGGUCAAUUCCCCAGAUGUCAAUGCCUUUGUGCUGCCAAAUGGACAAGUGUUCGUUUUCACUGGGCUUCUGAAUAGUGUAACUGACAUGCACCAGCUUUCCUUCCUCCUGGGCCAUGAGAUCGCACAUGCGGUCCUGGGGCAUGCUGCAGAAAAAGCUAGCUUGGUUCAUUUACUGGAUUUCCUUGGUAUGAUUUUUCUCACAAUGAUUUGGGCCAUUUGUCCACGAGACAGCUUGGCAGUUCUGGGCCAGUGGAUCCAGUCAAAGUUGCAGGAGUAUAUGUUUGAUAGACCAUACAGUAGAACAUUGGAGGCUGAAGCUGACAAAAUUGGACUACAGCUGGCUGCAAAGGCAUGUGUGGACGUAAGAGCUAGUUCAGUGUUUUGGCAGCAGAUGGAGUUCUCAGAGAGUCUUCAUGGCUACCCCAAGUUGCCAGAGUGGCUGUCGACACAUCCUUCUCAUGGGAACCGAGCUGAGUACUUGGACAGACUCAUACCACAGGCCCUCAAACUUCGGGAGGUCUGCAAUUGCCCACCCCUCUCUGGCCCAGACCCUCGGUUACUGUUCAAACUUACUGUGAAGCAUUUUCUUGAAGAGUCGGAGAAAGAGGACCGAACCAUCACUGUCAAAAAGCAGAAAGCAGAUGCUCUCCCCAUUCAGAAGCAGGACCAGAUACCACUGACAUACGCACUUGAGAAAAGAACUUCAAGUUGACCUGAAGCGGAUGGAUCUUGGGUUCUGUGAGGAACAUAGUGAGCCUUUUCCUUAUUAUGCAACUCUUAAAAAUGAUGUUUUCAAGGGGAAAAAAAAGGAUGCUCAAUGGUCAAGUCAUGUAUAUUACAGAUAUCAUCUGGAAUUUUCUAGAUUUUUAUCUUUCAUGAAAUAUUGAUGUGUUUCAACCUAUUUUAAAAUACUGCCGAGAAAAACAUCACAGAAUAAAUUGAUGUUAUACGUUUCGCUGUCA
Mastomys coucha (southern multimammate mouse) is the source of this 2127-nucleotide messenger RNA. It is a transcript of the gene Oma1, whose product is annotated as OMA1 zinc metallopeptidase. Gene Ontology annotation, molecular function: metalloendopeptidase activity. NCBI's taxonomy places the organism in Eukaryota, Metazoa, Chordata, Mammalia, Rodentia, Muridae. The transcript has 10 exons. The coding region runs from base 318 to 1877 and encodes 519 amino acids. Gene Ontology annotation, biological process: protein quality control for misfolded or incompletely synthesized proteins; mitochondrial protein processing. Gene Ontology annotation, cellular component: mitochondrial inner membrane. The record is from RefSeq and is a predicted model, not a curated record.